AGUCAAGAUGACUUUAGUCAGGUGUCUUCUAACCAGUAGUUUUAAAUGAAUCAUAAUGGGUUUCAUGUGAAGAUUCUGUUAGAAAAGUCCAGAUUUAACCUACAUUACCAAAAUGUAAAAAAAAAGGUAAAUGGUUUCAAGAUCAAGCACUAAGGGGAAAUCCUUUAAAUGUUCAUGCAUGUAGAAAACCAUUUCUAUUGAAUAACUUUCCCAAUAUGUGCAAGACCCCUAAAAUAGUCUUAUAUCCUUUUGUUUUUUACUUGCAAUGUCUGGCAGAGUAAACUAAUUCUCCCUGCGACCAGAGGGGCGGUAUGUGAGCACAUUAGCUAGACACAUGGAAGGCCAUUUAGCAUUCAAUCCUGUAUGCUAACAGGAUCUAUUUUUGUUAAUUGAAGCCAGUUCGUAUUUAUAUAUAUUUAUUCUCUCUCUCUCUCUCUCGCUCUUCCUCUCUCUAGCUAAAAUUGAGUAAUUUAUAAAGCAGAUUCUUAAAUUCUUUGGAAAGCAACAACGAGUACAAUUACUAACAUAUACUUCAGUGCAAUAACUAGUAUGUUACAGUUAACAUAAGAAGAAAAAAAACGGUAUGCUAGUCACUGAUGAAAGCCUUCGUAGUAAAUUGAAAAUAAGUAGCAGAUAUGUUAAUAGGGCUUGCCAUGCUGGGAUGCGACACCUUUGAUGUGUUCUAUAUUCUGAAUCGAUUACUGUUAUAAAUCUAAAUCUUACUGUUAAUUGCUAAUAAACCAAAGCUUAAUUAAAGAUGACGAGCGUCUGUACAGUUGCGUUCAUGUUGAUUGAUUGAACCAUAUUCAUUGUGGUACUUCUGAUACAUCAGCUUUGUGGUUUUGAUGCACCAUCUGCCCGCACGCUCUCUGGGCACCUGAUGUCAACGUUGCGGGUUUUUUCCCCUAUUAAUUUCUCCAGACGCGUCAUUAAUCCGCCCUCCCAAAAAUCCGCAACAAUCUGUGAGAGGUUUCCGUGAUUUCAGACGUGUGAGCAAUAAAUACAACAGCACGUGUAUUGGGCGGUCACGGCCACGGUGUUCACGUGGCUGAGGAUCAACACGAAGCAGCGCUGUUGAAUGUUGGCACAUUACACAUCUAGACGCAGACUUCGACAAACCUCGCAGCCAUGGACCUCGAAGUGGAAUCAGCAGACGUGAUUCGUCUGAUCAUGCAGUAUCUGAAGGAAAAUAAUUUGCACCGCACUCUGGCGAUGCUUCAAGAGGAGACAGCAGUCUCUCUUCACACGGUCGACAGCAUCGACAGCUUCAUCUCCGACAUCACCAACGGCCAGUGGGAUAUAGUGCUGCUAGCAAUCCAGUAUCUGAAGCUUCCUGACAAGCUGCUCAUCGAGCUGUACGAACAGAUUGUGCUGGAGUUGAUUGAGUUGGGCGAGCUGGGAGCUGCUCAAUGUUUACUAAAGCAGACCGACCCCAUGAUCAUGCUGAAGCACACUCAACCUGAGCGCUACUCGCACCUGGAGACCCUCCUCAGCAAGCCGUACUUUGACUCGCAAGAGGCAUAUCCAGUGGGCAGCAGUAAAGAGAAGCGCAGACUGGCUAUUGCUCAAGCUUUUGCAGGAGAGGUCUGCUUGGUGCCACCUUCUCGUCUCAUGGCUCUUCUGGGCCAGGGCCGUAUAUGUGAGGGUGCUUUAUACAGGUUACAGGAAACCAAAGCACUACGGCAGUUUGGCUCAUUAGCAAUGCUGUCGCUGAAGUGGCAGCAGCACCAGGGUCUCUUACCUCCAGGUAUGUCUCUGGAACUGUUCCGGGGGAAAGGUGCAUUGAAGGACAUGGAGGAAGAGCGCUUCCCUACUCAGCUCAGUCGCCUCAUAAAGUUUGGGCCAAAGUCCCAUGUAGAGUGUGCGCGAUUCUCCCCUGAUGGACAGUACUUGAUUACUGGAUCUGUUGAUGGUUUCAUUGAAGUCUGGAACUUCACCACUGGUAAAAUUCGGAAGGAUCUGAAGUACCAAGCUCAGGAUAGUUUCAUGAUGAUGGAUGAUGCUGUUCUGUGUCUGGCAGUAAGUCACGACUCUGACAUGAUCGCAUCUGGAGCUCAGGAUGGAAAGAUACAGGUUUGGAGGAUUCUGAACGGGACGUGUCUGAAUAGAAUAGAACGAGCCCACGACAAAGCAGUCACCUGCGUCUGCUUCAACAAGGACAGCAGUCAGUUAUUAAGCGGCUCCUUUGACCAGACCAUCAGGCUUCAUGGUUUGAAAUCAGGAAAGAUGCUGAAGGAGUUUAGAGGCCAUACGGCUCAUAUAAAUGAUGUCAUCUUCUCACACGAUGGCCAGCAUGUCAUUAGCGCCUCAGCAGAUGGCACAGUAAAGGUCUGGAGCAUGAAGGCAGUGGAUUGCACUCACACAAUAAAAACCCCUGACAUUCCUGAUGGUACAGACAUCACUGUUAACAACGUUGUGCUUGUCCCAAAGACUCCUGAGCACUUCGUGGUGUGCAAUAGGACCAACACGGUGGUUGUUACGAACAUUCAUGGCCAGGUGAUGAGGAGUUUCUGCUCAGGCGUAAGAGAGGGGGCAGACUUUGUUUGCUGCACGUUGUCUCCACGUGGAGAGUGGAUUUAUUGCGUGGGAGAAGACUAUGUGCUGUACUGCUUCAGCACCAUCACUGGCAAACUAGAGAGAACCCUCACGGUACAUGAAAAAGACGUGGUUGGCAUAACUCACCACCCCCAUCAGAAUCUCAUCGCCACAUACAGCGAGGAUGGCCUACUCAAACUCUGGAAGCCUUGAGAGUUUUAUGUUCAGGAAAUGUGGUAUUCCUGCACACACACACAAACACGUGUCUCUGGCUUUAUACGCCUGCUAUGACAUUGGUCUUCCAUUCAAAGCUCUCAAAAAGAUUUAUGUUCCUGUUGAACAUUAGCAUCAUACCUUGAGAUGAAGGACCUCUUCGACAUCUGAAAUUAACUACAUCCAAUUAUGGUUAUACUAACGUUCCUCUGAAGUCUCUAGUGGAAAACAAGAAAUACUGCAUGGAUGUACUGGUCUUUUAUUAUAAUUAAGGGCUUUGUGGUAUUGUCUGUGAUAAUAUCUGCAUGCAAGAUUUAGCCCGAUUGACAUUAGUGUGGUAACUGUACAAGGUUUCUUUCCAGACCAUUCUUUGACAUCUUAUAUGUGAAUGGAUUUUCUUUGAUCAUUUUGGCCAAAGACAAAUAGUGUGUACUUGCUCAUAAUGUGACCUUGCACUAGUCUUGGACUCAAUGAGGACAUUUUCCACCUAUGUGUACUUGUGUACAUUUAGAAUUCUGAUAUGUUUAGAAUUCAUAUGGUACAAUAUUGUGUUGAUUAUAACGGUUUAGUGUGUUUUAACACUCAACCAAGCACAUCUACUUGUACUGCAUGCGGGUGAACAUAUUAUGCAGUUACUGCAAUACUUAUGAAGUAAUCAGUAUGGUUUGUAUUCUGAUAAUUACAGAUUAUUUUUUAAUCGAGGGUAUUCACAGUUUUCGUUGAAUAUUGGUAUAACACUGCUUUACAGUGUAAGUCUCUGAGUAUCUUACUGUGUUGGUAAAUAACGUGCUGUUAUUGCUGCAGUUUAAUUCAAAUUCAAGCAUGAAUAAUUCAUGACAAUCUUUUCAAGAAGAUUUGUCAUUAAGAUGCAUCAUUAACUGGUUAGAUGUGUGCUUGAUAUUUGCAGUAGAUCUCCAAUAAAGCUGUAGAGACAUCUUGAUAUA
Molecule: messenger RNA, 3692 nt
Organism: Carassius auratus (goldfish)
Lineage: Eukaryota; Metazoa; Chordata; Actinopteri; Cypriniformes; Cyprinidae
Gene: smu1b
Product: SMU1 DNA replication regulator and spliceosomal factor b
Exons: 13
Coding region: 1129-2748 (539 amino acids)
Biological process (GO): mRNA splicing, via spliceosome
Molecular function (GO): protein binding
Source: RefSeq, a predicted model, not a curated record